AUGGCAACCAAGCCAACUGAGUCCAUCACAAUCCUCAGCCUUCGGAAGUUGAGCCUGGGGACCGCUGAGCCACAGGUUAAAGAGCCAAAGACAUUCACCGUGGAAGAUGCAGUGGAGACCAUUGGCUUCGGGCGUUUCCACAUUGCCCUCUUUCUCAUCAUGGGCAGCACUGGGGUUGUUGAGGCCAUGGAGAUCAUGUUGAUAGCUGUUGUGUCUCCUGUCAUCCGCUGUGAAUGGCAACUGGAGAAUUGGCAGGUGGCAUUAGUAACUACAAUGGUGUUUUUUGGCUACAUGGUUUUCAGUAUCCUCUUUGGCCUCCUGGCUGACAGAUAUGGCCGCUGGAAGAUUCUGCUCAUCUCGUUCCUGUGGGGAGCCUAUUUCUCCUUGCUGACCUCGUUUGCUCCUUCGUACGUCUGGUUUGUCUUCCUGCGGACGAUGGUGGGCUGUGGUGUGUCCGGCCACUCACAGGGGUUAAUCAUAAAGACUGAAUUUUUGCCCACGAAAUACCGAGGCUAUAUGUUACCCUUGUCUCAGGUGUUCUGGCUUGCGGGCUCGCUGCUCAUCAUUGGCCUGGCCUCUGUGGUCAUCCCCACCAUUGGGUGGCGCUGGCUCAUCCGCAUCGCCUCCAUCCCAGGCAUCAUCCUCAUCAUGGCCUUCAAGUUUAUUCCUGAAUCUGCCCGGUUCAAUGUCUCCACUGGAAAUACUCAGGCUGCCGUGGCCACUCUGGAGCACAUUGCCAAGAUGAACCGCUCAGUCAUGCCGGAGGGGAAGCUGGUGGAGCCCGUCCUGGAAAAAAGAGGAAGAUUUGCAGACCUAUUGGAUGCUAAAUAUCUACGGACCACGUUACAGAUCUGGGUCAUAUGGCUUGGAAUCUCUUUUGCCUACUAUGGGGUUAUCCUGGCCAGUGCUGAGCUGCUGGAGCGGGACCUGGUCUGUGGUUCGAAGGCAGACUCUGAGGUGGUGGUGACUGGGGGCAACUCAGGGGAGAGCCAGAGCCCCUGCUACUGCCACAUGUUUGCACCCUCUGACUAUCGGACCAUGAUCAUCAGCACCAUCGGUGAAAUUGCUUUGAAUCCUUUAAAUAUCCUGGGCAUCAAUUUCCUGGGAAGACGGCUGAGCCUUUCCAUUACCAUGGGAUGCACGGCUUUAUUCUUCCUUCUCCUCAACAUUUGCACUUCAAGUGCCGGCCUGAUUGGCUUCCUCUUCACGCUGAGGGCCCUGGUAGCUGCAAACUUCAACACUAUCUACAUUUACACAGCUGAGGUCUACCCCACCACUAUGCGUGCUUUGGGGAUGGGAAUCAGCGGCUCCCUGUGUCGCAUUGGUGCAAUGGUGGCGCCAUUUAUAUCCCAGGUUCUUAUGAGUGCUUCAAUACUGGGGGCCCUGUGUCUCUUCUCGUCGGUCUGUGUUGUAUGUGCCAUUUCUGCAUUUACUCUCCCCAUUGAAACCAAAGGACGGGCCCUCCAGCAAAUUAAAUGAAGACCUGCAAAGCUGUCUACCAGAUGAGAAAAAUGAAUUCUAUCUUCAGAACUGCGGCGCAUUUUUUAAAACUUGGUUUUACUUCUGUAUGCUACUCGGUAAUUAGUAAAGUGAUUUUUUUUUUUAAAGGCAUAUAUGGGAAUGGGGUAGGUAACUCUAUAUUGAUCUCUUCCUUGAGGGACAAUAUAUAAAGUACUUUUAUAAAAUAUAACUUAAGCUUUCAAAGGGGUGUGAAAGGGAGAUGGUGGGGGAAAGAUGGCUUUUAUUCCUUGAAAUCAAGUCUGUAAACCUUUAUAUGAAUAAAUACUAAAUUUUAAACUUA
Molecule: messenger RNA, 1801 nt
Organism: Mandrillus leucophaeus (drill)
Lineage: Eukaryota; Metazoa; Chordata; Mammalia; Primates; Cercopithecidae
Gene: SVOPL
Product: SVOP-like
Exons: 15
Coding region: 1-1479 (492 amino acids)
Biological process (GO): transmembrane transport
Cellular component (GO): membrane
Molecular function (GO): transmembrane transporter activity
Source: RefSeq, a predicted model, not a curated record